Molecule: messenger RNA, 2195 nt
Organism: Phacochoerus africanus (Common warthog)
Lineage: Eukaryota; Metazoa; Chordata; Mammalia; Artiodactyla; Suidae
Gene: ILVBL
Product: ilvB acetolactate synthase like
Exons: 15
Coding region: 11-1909 (632 amino acids)
Biological process (GO): L-valine biosynthetic process
Cellular component (GO): acetolactate synthase complex
Molecular function (GO): flavin adenine dinucleotide binding; thiamine pyrophosphate binding; magnesium ion binding
Source: RefSeq, a predicted model, not a curated record
GUGCUACCAUAUGGAGACCCCCGCGGCCGCCGCCCCUGCUGGGGGCUUCUUCCCCUCUUUCCUGUUCCUGGCCUUCGGGACGCUAGUGGCCGCCUUGCUGGGCGCUGCUUAUCGCCUGGGGCUCUUCUAUCAGCUAACGCAUAAGGUGGACAAGGCAAGCAUCCGGAAUGGUGGGGAGAAUGUGGCAGCUGUACUGAAGGCCCAUGGUGUGAAGUUCCUUUUCACACUGGUUGGUGGGCACAUUUCCCCACUGCUGGUGGCCUGUGAGAAGCUGGGCAUUCGUGUGGUGGACACCCGCCAAGAAGUCACGGCCGUCUUUGCUGCCGAUGCUGUGGCCCGCCUGACUGGGUCUGUGGGCGUGGCGGCAGUGACGGCAGGCCCUGGCCUUACCAACACAGUGACUGCGGUGAAGAACGCCCAGAUAGCCCAGUCCCCGGUCCUGCUUCUGGGUGGGGCUGCCAGCACCCUGCUGCAGAACCGGGGUGCACUCCAGGCUGUCGAUCAGAUGUCCCUGUUCCGGCCACUCUGCAAGUUUUGUGCUUCUGUGCGAAGGGUGAGAGAUAUCAUCCCCACCCUGAGGGCUGCGAUGGCUGCUGCUCAGUCGGGCACCCCUGGCCCAGUGUUUGUGGAACUGCCUAUUGACGUGCUGUACCCCUAUUUCAUGGUUCAGAAGGAGAUGGUGCCAGCUAAGCCGCCCAAGGGCCUCAUGGGUCGAGGAGUCUCCUGGUACUUAGAAAAUCACCUGGCUAACCUCUUUGCAGGAGCCUGGGAACCUCGGCCUGAGGGGCCUCUGCCUCUGGACAUCCCCCAGGCUUCCCCUGAGAAGGUUCAGCGCUGUGUGGAGAUCUUGAGCCGGGCCAAAAGGCCCCUUAUGCUCCUUGGGAGCCAGGCCCUGCUGCCCCCAACACCCGCAGACAAACUUAGGGUUGCCGUGGAGACCCUGGGUGUCCCCUGCUUCCUGGGGGGGAUGGCUCGGGGACUGCUGGGUCGCAACCAUCCCCUCCACAUCCGGCAGAACCGCAGUGCCGCCCUGAAGAAGGCAGAUGUCGUCAUCCUGGCAGGAAUGGUGUGUGACUUCCGCCUGUCCUAUGGCCGUGUCCUCAGCCGCAGCAGCAAGAUCAUCAUUGUCAACCGUGACCGGAAAGAGAUGUUGAUCAACUCAGACAUAUUCUGGAAGCCGCAGGAGGCUGUGCAGGGAGACGUGGGCUCUUUCGUGGUCAAGCUGGUGGAGGGCCUUCAGGGCCAAACGUGGGCCUCGGACUGGGCAGAGGAGCUGCGGCAAGCUGAUCGGCAGAAGGAGCAGACCUUUAAGGAGAAGGCAUUGAUGCCUCUAGCCCAGCACCUAAACCCAGUGCGGAUCCUGCAGUUAGUGGAGGAAACUCUGCCAGACAACUCUAUCCUGGUGGUUGAUGGUGGGGACUUCGUGGGGACUGCUGCCCACCUGGUGCAACCCCGUGGCCCCCUGCGCUGGCUUGAUCCUGGCGCCUUUGGGACUCUAGGGGUUGGUGCAGGAUUUGCACUUGGGGCCAAACUGUGUCGGCCAGAUGCUGAGGUCUGGUGCCUGUUUGGGGAUGGAGCCUUUGGCUACAGCCUCAUCGAAUUUGACACCUUCGUCAGACACAAGAUCCCAGUGAUGGCCUUAAUAGGGAAUGAUGCUGGUUGGACCCAGAUUUCUCGGGAGCAGGUGCCCUCUCUGGGCAGCAAUGUGGCCUGUGGCCUGGCUUACACUGAUUAUCACAAGGCAGCCAUGGGACUGGGGGCCCAGGGCUUGCUGCUUUCACGAGAGAGUGAGGAUCAGGUGGUCAAGGUGCUGCGUGAUGCCCAGCAGCAGUGCCAAGAUGGCCACCCGGUUGUGGUCAACAUCCUCAUCGGGAGGACAGACUUCCGAGAUGGCUCCAUUGCCGUGUAGGACCUCAGGGGUCAGUGCUCUUGGCUCUCUUCCCAUCCCUGGACUGUGCCUAGCUGGUCUGGAGUCUCAUCCUUGCCUUCCCUGGGCCUAUCCUCUGAGGCCCAGUGACUCUGCAACCCUCCCUGAGGACAGGGAGGGUCUGGAGGGGUCAGGGCUCAGAGGCUCCUUGGCAGCACAGAGCCCUUGGGCCUUUUUCUUUGUGGGCCCAAUGGUGCCCUUUCUCCCCUCCUCUUUCACACACUGAAUAAACCAUCUCUGGUCCACAUGGGCCCAAGUACUCAUUCCA